AUGACAGUCAAAGGUGGUUCUCGCCCAGCUUGCGCCGCCUGCCGCUUCCAACGCCGCCGCUGUUCGCCUGACUGCCCACUUGCACCAUUUUUUCCGGCCAACCAACCCAAGAUCUUCCAGAACGUCCACCGCCUUUACGGCGUUGGAAACGUCAUGAAGAUACUAAACAUGUUGAACGACGAUGAGAAGAAAGAAGAAGCAAUGAAAUCAAUUAAAUACGAAUCUUACAUCCGUGAGAUUUAUCCAGUUGACGGAUGUUACGGAAGGAUAGCGUCUUUGAAACAAAACCUGGUGGAUUCGAUGCGAGAGCUUCAAUAUGUUCGUCUUUUGAUCCAUGCAUGUAGAAACAAGAAAGAUCUGACACAAGAUUCUGAUCAGAUGAUUAAUGAAUUAGGGAACAUUAAUAAGGAUCAUGGAUUUUAUAACUACUUUGGAUCAAGCAGUAGUCAUAAUAAUCAUAAACCUUACGAAUGGGAUGAUCAUAGAAUGAAAACAAGCAAUGAUCUCACACAAAUUCAACAUCGUUUUGAUGAAUUCAGAUUAUCUGGUGUCGAGGGAAGCCCAGAUUAUACUGAAAAUACGUGUGAUUCGUUUGCUGAUGAUCAACUAUGGUUCAUGGGAUCAAAAGAAGAUCACGAAUUGAGUAGUUCGUUUACAAAGCCAGUUGCUUUUUGCUAA
Messenger RNA from Lactuca virosa, 678 nucleotides. Lineage: Eukaryota; Viridiplantae; Streptophyta; Magnoliopsida; Asterales; Asteraceae. The record is from the annotation of a GenBank genome assembly.